CUCACUCACUCACUGGAGGUGGGGGUACGGAGAGAUAGAGCUAUAGCUCGGCUGCAGGCAGCAGACAUCAUUGUACGAGAGGAGGGGAGACGAUUCCACCGGCAGUGCGCGAGAACGCACGGAGAGCCUCCCGCGACCCUGCCCGUUAUACCGUACAGGAAUGGUGAGGGUUGUUGGAGCCAGGCAGACGCAGACGUGGACCGACAGAGUGGGAAUCACGAGCCGUCCCCUCAGACAACAGGAGGAGAGAUUUAUCCAUCCCCGUCCCAGUGGUUUCAUCUGGACUCUCCUCUCCGAUUGAACCUGGUUAAGAUCCACCUGUGGCUGUGCUGGAGGCCUGCGCUGAAACUACGAGUUGCGUUGGGAUUGUAACGACUUCAAUGGGCCGCAACACUCACUGAAACACUGGAGGCGACUGAAUGAGGUUCUUCCUGCAGUCCUGGAGACUCGCUCUCAGAGGGAAAUGAUUCCGCAUGAAUUGCAUGGACCGCUCUCCCACAGCAGGUGUGACUUCCGUUGCUUAAGACUGAAAUCUGUGUCCAUCCGACCAUAGGCACAGGACACAUCCCCUCACACCACCACUCUCUCUACCCCAUCCCCAUCCUCGCUCUGAGCCAGUCAGUGGGAGGGCACACUCUGUUAGCAAUACAGAGACCAAGAGGGAGAGGAAAAGAGCCAAAAAAGACAGGGGGAAGAAACAUCCAGAAAGACUGGUACAAGAUUCUCAGACGCCAUGAAGUCAAACCAGGAGCGGAGCAAUGAAUGCCUGCCCCCAAAGAAGCGUGAAAUCCCAGCAAGCACUCUGCCCUCAGAGGAGAGGCCCAUGGUGAUGGCGCCUGCUAAUGAGAGCCAGCGUUCGGGAAACCUGGCCUGGCUUGCCAGUUUGGCAAGUGGACAUGACAGAUGGCGGCAGCACACCAGCACCUCCUCAGAACCUGAUGGGCCUCAAUACAAACCAUUGUCAGCCACGGCUGAGAGCACACCUCCCUCGUCCACACACUUAACCAGAGCUCCCACUGCAGUGACCACCAUACCUGCCGUGUACACGUCACCCCUCUCUCAGCCUGCUGGCACUAUCCAGUACACACCCCUGCCUCCCAAUCUUCACUUCAUCAGCUCUCCGUACUCUGCACCAUAUGCUGGCUACAUCUCACCUCUAAUUCAUCCAUCGGUUGCCACCACUACCACACAACGUGAGAUUUAUGCCAGCACCUCCAGUUCUCCAGUAUCCAAAAUUGACCAGCACCACCAAUUGGGCCGUCCUCAUGGCAUGGUCACAACUGACAACACCAUUUCUCCCCACUCCACCCAAUACAUCCAAAUUGCUGGUUCUCCUCUAAGCGUAUCUCCUCGAACUGCUCCGUCACCUCAUGCUCAAUUGCCUCCACACUUACACCCUCACCACACGGUCCCCAUCAGUGGCCCCUCGCCAGUCUUACACAUCACACACACAGAUGGACCUUUAUUCAACAGGGAGGAGACAAGGCCCAGGGAGGUUCUGAAUGGAGAACUGGAGAAGGACAGACGCUUUGGUCCAUCUCCCGAAUAUAGUGCAGGGAAGCAGGGCAGCACUGCCAAAGGGGGUUCCUCCACCCAACAGCACCAGAUCCACCAGCAGCAGAGCCCACGUCACUAUGAGGCUCGGCAUGUGGUGCUACCUGUCGAAUAUGCGCAGGACAGUGCAGCCAUUCGAACCUCGUUGGUGUUGGUACCCAACAGUCAUAGCUCCGGUGGUGCUGAUCGCGGAGGUACACCUGACAAGUUGCCUCCCCCAACAUCCCACAAUGAGAAAGGAGGGAUUUGCGCAGGCAAACCUGUAUCCCGCAGUUCCUCCUCCUCAGCCUCCGUUCCAUUUCCUCCGCACCCUCCACCUGUGGACAGUCUGAAGGGGGCAGUUACCGCACUGUCUCCACAUGCUGUCAUCCAGACCACACAUAACACCACAGAGUCACUCUCCCUAGGCCUCCCCUCCACCAAUUUCUACUCUGCUCAGCAGCCCAUCAUCGGUUACAUUGCCGGCACAGGGCACCAGCAACCUCUCAGCUACCACACCAGCCUAUCUCAGCACCUGGUCAUCCCUGGAACUCAGCCGGUCAUCAUCCCAGUGAGUGGAACUGAAGCUACUGCUACAUCGACCACACCGCCCUUGCCUGUGGCACUGCCCCAUGCUUUCGUCACCUCAAUGGCCCCAAAAGUAGAGACUUUUGAGGCUCCAGCCCCAUACCAUCACCCUGCCGCAGCUGUGGUUCAAGCCCAGUUUCAUCUGCCUGUGGUUCCAGCCCCUGCCGGCCUGCUGACGACUCCGCCGCCACCCUCAGCCCCUUCACUGCCCCCUUACUUCACCAAGGGCUCCAUCAUCCAGUUGGCAAAUGGGGAAUUGAAGCGGGUGGAGGACCUGAAGACAGAGGAUUUCAUUCAGAGUGCUGAGAUCAGCAACGAACUGAAGAUUGACUCCAGCACUGUAGAGCGCAUUGACAGCAGUCAUACGCCUAACUUUGCUAUUAUACAGUUUGCUGUCGGAGAGCAUCACUCACAGGUCAGCGUGGAGGUGCUAGUAGAAUAUCCUUUCUUCGUGUUCGGCCAGGGCUGGUCAUCAUGUUGUCCAGAACGGACAACCCAGCUGCUCGAGUUGCCAUGCACCAAGCUUUCAGUAGGCGACGUUUGCAUCUCCCUCACCCUGAAGAACCUGAGAAAUGGCUCCAUCAAGAAAAGCCAGGGGCAAGUCUUGGAUGCGCCUUCCCUCGGCCCACCCCUUAAAUCACCCAAAGCACUCUCAAGCAGUGUGCGAGGGGGUGUUCGGCACACAGAACAGAAAAAUGGACUCAGGCAGUGUGGAGAUCAGGGAGGUGGAGGUGGUCAAGGCAAUAGAGAGAAUGGAGAACUGAGGUUUGGCGAAAGAGACAUCUGCAAAGCACCACCGGUCACUGAAUCAGAGUCCGGCAGCAAACCCACAGGCCGCAAAAGGAGGUGGUCGGCCCCUGAGGGCCGCAAAGUAGAAAAUCCUGAAGGAGAGCCUCCUUUAAUGUUCCCCAAACCUUCCUUCAUCCCUCAGGAAGUUAAAAUCAGUAUCGAAGGCAGAUCAAAUAUUGGAAAGUGAAUACGCAUUGGACUGUCAUAUGUUAAAAGCAAAAUUUGCCCUUGGAAUGUUUUAGGUUCUUUAUUUUAUGUUCUGAUUUAAUUUUCUAUCCAGAUUACUUUACCUAAAGGCUCAAUUUACUCAGUAUGUACAUUAUCACGUCUAACUUUGUAAUAGGUGCAUUCAAUAUUACACAGGCAAUUGGUGCAUUCUAAAAAAUGCUGGGUUAAAUAU
Molecule: messenger RNA, 3310 nt
Organism: Sinocyclocheilus grahami
Lineage: Eukaryota; Metazoa; Chordata; Actinopteri; Cypriniformes; Cyprinidae
Gene: atxn1a
Product: ataxin 1a
Exons: 5
Coding region: 734-3097 (787 amino acids)
Biological process (GO): negative regulation of transcription by RNA polymerase II; nervous system development
Cellular component (GO): nucleus
Molecular function (GO): protein binding; RNA binding
Source: RefSeq, a predicted model, not a curated record